CGGCGUUGCUGGGGUAACGACGACCGCGUGCUGUCGAUGCAGGAAUAGUUACCAUUGAAAAAUGGCAGAAGCAGUUUUCCAUGCCCCCAAGAGGAAAAGAAGAGUUUAUGAAAGUUAUGAGUCUCCAUUGCCAAUCCCUUUUGGCCAGGACCAUGGUCCUAAGAAAGAAUUCAGAAUAUUCCGUGCUGAAAUGAUUAACAACAAUGUAAUUGUGAAGAACACAGAGGAUAUUGAGCAGCUGUAUGGGAAAGGCUAUUUUGGAAAAGGUGUUCUUUCAAGAAGCCGUCCAAACUUCACAAUUUCAGAUCCUAAGCUGGUUGCCAAAUGGAAAGAUAUGAAGACAAACAUGCCUAUAAUCACAUCAAAGAGGUAUCAGCGUAGUGUAGAAUGGGCCACAGAGCUUCUGCGUAGACAGGGGCAGGACGAGAGCACAGUGCACAGAAUCCUCAAGGAUUACACAAAGCCACUUGAGCAUCCUUGUAUAAAAAGGAAUGAAGAGGCUCACUUGCAUCAUGAGCUUAACUCUGAAGUGGUUUCCAACAUGGAAGACACAGUGGGGAGAGAGAAACUUCCUGUGAUGAAUGGAGACUCAGGAAAGUCAGGCAAUGAGGAUCGCAAUGCGCGAUCACUCUGUCUGCAGGGGGCCACUGGGCACCACCCACUAACUACAAACAGCUUUGACGAACACAUGGUAGAGGAUGCUGCACGUCUGCCCCAAGUCCACUGCUCCAGACAUGACACUCUCAUGCCUGGGGGUGGCGCUCAGCCUGAGGAGGGCAACCAGGGAGCAGGUCUCAUGUGUGCCGGAGAGAGAGGGCCCGACCAUGAGUACGUGCUCGUGGAGGAAGAGGAAGCAGUGUGUGAUGGGAACAAGAGGGAGGAUGCCCCGAGCGAGCAAUCGGUGCAAAGAAAGAGAUUGAUAUGCAGAAGAAAUCCAUACAGGAUCUCUGAGUAUUUGCAACUCACCCUAGAAGAGGCCUUCUUCCUGGUCUAUGCUCUAGGAUGUCUGAGUAUUUAUUAUGAGAAGGAGCCUUUAACAAUAGUUAAACUCUGGAACUCUUUCACUGUCAUUCAGCCCACAUUCAGGACCACCUACAUGGCCUACCAUUACUUCCGAAGCAAGGGCUGGGUGCCCAAAGUGGGACUCAAGUACGGAACAGAUUUAUUACUAUAUCGGAAAGGCCCUCCAUUUUACCAUGCAAGUUAUUCUGUCAUCAUUGAGCUAGUCGAUGACCGUUUUGAAGGCUCACUGCGCCGACCUUUCAGUUGGAAGUCACUGGCUGCCUUGAGCAGAGUUUCAGUCAAUGUCUCUAAGGAACUUAUGCUGUGCUAUUUGAUUAAACCCUCUACCAUGACCGAUAAAGAAAUGGAGUCACCAGAAUGUUUGAGAAGUAUUAAAGUUCAGGAGGUGAUUCUAAGUCGAUGGGUUUCUUCACGCGAGAGGAGCGACCAAGACGAACUUUAGUGAUUCGACCCCAGAUUUCUCAUUCAUCAACUACUUAUUGAGUGUCCUACAAUAUGCCAAGUUCAGAGCUAGAUAGAAAGUCUUCCCAUUGUAAAUGUCCAUUAAUUAAAAAAUUUUAGGGGCCGGCCCGUGGCUCACUCGGGAGAGUGUGGUGCUGACAACACCAAGUCAAGGGUCAAGAUCCCCUUACCGGUUAUCUUUUAAAAAGAAAAAAAAAAAAAAUUUAAAGGGCAUGGUGCUCCCAGCAUCAUGUUUUAAAAGAUAAAACAUUAGUGUUUUAAAAGAUAAAAUUACAUAGGGGAGAAAAAAAGAGUGCUAUGCUGGGACUACAGAUUCUUUCACUCACCGUGACUGUUGUGCCGCUGGGCCUCAGUCUGUGUCCUCAUCCAGUCAGUGGGGAGGUUGGACUGGUGAGUCCUAAGAGGACUCUUCCAGCAACAGGGAAAUCUGUUCUCUGAUUUUACCUGAAAAUGGUAAUAGUUUACAUUGAUACAGCACCCAACACUUUAUAAAGCACUUUCAUACACAGGCAUCUCUUGUUACCCACGUCUAAUCUGUUCCUGAAAGAGUGUUAGAGAACAGAUUUGGGGAUUAAAGUACCUAUGUUCCAUUAUUUAAAACGGAAAAUUAAUAAUGUGUGUGAGAUCUCAGUUUAUCCAGAAACUUUGACCAAUAACCCAAACAUUUAAAAACCCCUUUAAUAUCUGCCAAGGAUUUCUGUAUCACAGAAAGCCUUUAAAACAUCAGUUACCUAAUUGUUUAAUUCUCAGUGAACUCACUGGUGGGCAUGUGUGUAUAUAUAGAACACAACAAUAUUGUAGAAUAUUAGACAAAAAUUACAUCUUCAGUGAACUUACAAAAAUAAGCAAUGAAAUAAUAUGUUUGGAGAGAUAUAAUGAAUGCUUUUAAUAUUUGGCAAAAUACGUAAACAAUGCCUCUUUCUAAUUGAG
Messenger RNA from Cynocephalus volans (Philippine flying lemur), 2415 nucleotides. It is a transcript of the gene TSEN2, whose product is annotated as tRNA splicing endonuclease subunit 2. The transcript is spliced from 12 exons. Gene Ontology annotation, biological process: tRNA-type intron splice site recognition and cleavage; tRNA splicing, via endonucleolytic cleavage and ligation. The coding region runs from base 62 to 1465 and encodes 467 amino acids. Gene Ontology annotation, molecular function: tRNA-intron lyase activity; nucleic acid binding. The record is from RefSeq and is a predicted model, not a curated record. Lineage: Eukaryota; Metazoa; Chordata; Mammalia; Dermoptera; Cynocephalidae. Gene Ontology annotation, cellular component: tRNA-intron endonuclease complex.